AUGCCGGUGAUGGAGAAGGCGUUAGAGCGAUAUGGAGUCACGCACCGCUUGUCUACCACGUAUCAUCCGCAGACGAGCGGUCAAGUAGAGAACGCGAAUCGAGGAGUGAAGAGGAUUUUAGAGAAAACGGUCGGGAAGAGUCGGAAAGAUUGGUCCGACAAGUUAGAUGAUGCGUUAUGGGCAUUCCGCACCGCCUACAAAACGCCGCUAGGUACGAUGCCGUUUAUGAUCGUUUAUGGGAAAGCGUGCCAUUUACCGGUCGAGUUAGAGCAUCAGGCUCUUUGGGCACUCAAAACGGUGAAUUUAGAUUUGACCGAGGCUGCUAGGAGAAGAUACUUCCAAAUUCAUGAAUUGGAAGCCCUUAGGGAUGCGGCGUAUGAGCGUUCGUGGAGUAUUAAGGAGAAAACGAAGGCGUUGCAUGAUCGGAAGCUUAAGGUGUUGAAGGAGUUCAUGGUUGGUGAUAAAGUGCUUCUCUACAAUUCGAGGUUUAAAUUGUUUCCCGGGAAGUUGAAGUCGAAGUGGACGGGACCGUAUGUUGUGAAGGAAGUGUUUCCGCAUGGUGCGAUCGAGCUUUACAAUAAGGAGAGUGACGAGUCGUGGAAAGUGAAUGGCCACCGGUUGAAGCAUUAUUUAGGAGGGCCUAUUGACAACGUCGAGAAGGAGGAAACUCCUCUCGAAGAUCUUCCGAACACCACCACGUAG
This is a messenger RNA of Helianthus annuus (common sunflower), 702 nucleotides long. RefSeq lists its product as uncharacterized. The transcript has a single exon. Bases 1 to 702 code for a protein of 233 amino acids. Gene Ontology annotation, biological process: DNA integration. Lineage: Eukaryota; Viridiplantae; Streptophyta; Magnoliopsida; Asterales; Asteraceae. Gene Ontology annotation, molecular function: nucleic acid binding. The record is from RefSeq and is a predicted model, not a curated record.